AUGUCUUCCCCGGUCACGAACUCGGCAGCUCAGAAGUUUUCGCAGAAGGUCUUCAGCAAGGAGACCCUCAAGUACGUCUUCACGACCCACUUCUGGGGCCCUGUCUCGAACUUCGGGAUUCCGAUUGCUGCGAUCCUUGACCUCAAGAACAAGCCGGAAGAGACGAUUUCGGGUCCGAUGACUGCGGCCUUGGUUGUGUACUCCGCCGUGUUCAUGCGGUACUCUCUCGCCGUCACCCCGCAGAACUACUUGCUUUUCGGGUGCCACGUGGUGAACGAGAUUGCACAGCUCGGCCAAGGUGCCAGGUUCAUCCACUACAACUACUUAUCUUCCCGUCCUGCUGCCGUCGAGGAGAAAAAAUAA
Pichia membranifaciens NRRL Y-2026 is the source of this 363-nucleotide messenger RNA. RefSeq lists its product as hypothetical. Gene Ontology annotation, cellular component: mitochondrial inner membrane. The transcript has a single exon. The record is from RefSeq and is a predicted model, not a curated record. The coding region runs from base 1 to 363 and encodes 120 amino acids. NCBI's taxonomy places the organism in Eukaryota, Fungi, Ascomycota, Pichiomycetes, Pichiales, Pichiaceae. Gene Ontology annotation, biological process: pyruvate import into mitochondria.